This is a messenger RNA of Mustela erminea (ermine), 2408 nucleotides long. RefSeq names its product transmembrane protein 219 (gene TMEM219). The record is from RefSeq and is a predicted model, not a curated record. The transcript has 4 exons. The coding region runs from base 622 to 1440 and encodes 272 amino acids. Lineage: Eukaryota; Metazoa; Chordata; Mammalia; Carnivora; Mustelidae.
GUUUCCGAGCGCGGCCCCGCCACCCCUCUGUGAAAGUCCCCGCGUCUCAGUUUCCACGACCGUAUUUUUUUACCUUGCUUGGCCUAGUUUUCAAGUUCAGUAUGACACGGUGAAACAGAAAGGCAGUGGACAUGACCGAGUUCCUGCAAGGCCGCGUGCUCUGCAAGCCUGCUUGACCCGUCCCGUCUCGCCCCCACUAUUGGCCGUUCUGUCGCAGGUCCCGACCCUCACCGAGGUUAGCUGACUUUCUCGCAUCGCCAGUGAGUGGCGGAGGAGGACACGGACGGAACCGUUCGUGCUCCCCACUGAAGUUCUUUUCAGCAGACACUCCCUUUGUCUGGGCUGUAGGAUGGAGCUGUUCCUCAGCCAAACCUUAGCCCCACAGCAGCUGCUUCCUGAAUUUCUCCCCUUGAGAAUUCUCCUUUUGGGUUCCUCUUCCCAGCACAGUGUGCUCUGCUUUGCUUCUGCCUUGAUUACUUCAGAAAUCAGCUGCAGCAAACAUCCAUCAACUGGUGCAGAGGGGUGAACACUUGAGCCCUAGGUUCUUGUCCUGGCUCUGCCACUUCGUGACCUUGGGCAAGCCCCUUGUCUGUUUAGUGCUUUAGUUUCCCUUUGAAUAGAAUGGGUAAGUGCCUUCUGACUGGCAGGCUCUCGUCCAGUUCUCCCCUCCUGUCCUCCAGCAGGCUCUCCGUGGAGGCCCGGACCCUUCUCCUCCCCAUGGGCAGCUGCCAGGCAGGGCACAACCUGCAUCUCUGUCUGGCCCACCACCCACCUCUGGUCUGUGCCACUUUGAUCCUGCUGCUUCUCGGCCUGUCAGGCCUGGGCCUUGGCGGCUUCCUCCUCACCCACAGCACUGGCUUGCGCAGCCCCGACAUCCCUCAGGACUGGGUCUCUUUCUUGAGAUCUUUUGGCCAGCUGACCCUGUGCCCCGUGAAUGGGACAGUCACGGGGAAGUGGCAUGGGCCUCAGGUCGUGGGCUUACUGACCACCUUGAACUUCGGAGAUGGUCCAGACAGGAACAAGACACAGACAUUCCAAACUAUGGUCCAGGGUAGUCACAUGGGAUUGAAAGGAUCUUCUGCGGAAGAGCAGGUCCUCAUUACUGCCAGAGUGACCACAGAAAGGACCCCAGGAACGUGCCUGUAUUUUAGUGCUGCUUCAGAAAUCCUGCCCUCCAGCCAGCCGCCCCUCUCCUGCUCAGAGGAGGGAACAGGAAAUGCCACCUUGAGUCUUCGGACGACUGAGGAGUGUGUCAGCGUCUGGAGCCACGAAGGCCUUGUGCUCACCAAGCUGCUCACCUCGGAGGAGCUGGCUCUGUGUGGCUCCAGGUUGCUUGUUUUGGGCUCCUUCCUGCUUCUCUUCUGUGGCCUUCUCUGCUGUCUCACUGCUGUGUGCUUCCACCCGCGCCGGGAGUCCCACUGGUCUAGAACGCGGCUCUGAGGGCGCUGGCCUAGUUCCCGUCUUGUUCUCAGGUAAGGUUCUUUGCCCCAGUCCUGUGGGAGUAGGGGAUGGGGUAGACGUGGCAAUUAUAACUGAGAUAGGGUUGUUCAUAAACAAAGUGGUUUUACUUAUUUCUGAACUUCAUGUUCAUACUCUUCUGUGACCGCCUUCGUUCGGUGAACAUGUGGAUUUUGAGAUUCAUCCGUAGCUGUAGUUCAUAUCCAAGCUUUCUGGCAACCGUGGUGAGCUAACAGGAUUCAGAUCUGAGGAUGCAUCCUGGAUAUGAAUUCUGUUUAUUUUGCUUUUGUCCUGGAAUCCUGAUACCCAGUUUCAUGAUGCAAAUUUUGUAAAACUCACCUUGAACAGGAUAAAAGGAUUGAUGACGCCCUUCUACUAGGCACAAAGUAUGUGCCGAAGCGUUUUACAUACACUUUCUCUUUUCCAUCAGCCUUCAUUGCAUUUAGAAAAAGUUGAGUUUGCUAACAGUCUUUGGAGGACCACACCUAACAAAGGUGGCAGUGGGCGGGCAACAUUUUGGCUAACUAGUCCAUGUGUCCGCUCAUUAAGGAAAGAAUAUUUCUAUCAAAAGUCUCACUCUGUCAGGUGGAAGUCAUAUAAUUUGAGAGUUAUCUGGUGUGCACCCAGCUCUUAAACUGUUCUCAGCUUCAAUAAGUAGCUGCGGUACCCUAGGAGAUAGCCAUGGGAGAAGCAGAAGCAGCCCAAGCGCAGGGAAUGGCUCUGGCCAGAGGAACUGGGCGCUCAAGGUCCACAUUGCUAAUUUUGCUCAGGGCUAGGCUCCACCUACUUGGGAUAGGAGAUAGUGGAACCCUCCUAGCUUUUCUUAGAUCUGAGUGGACUGGGAAAUGAAGGCUUUCUGGCUCCUGGCAGAUCCUGGGGGUCUGAAGGGCCCGCCCAGUUGGGAUGAGUGCUUGUACCCAUCUGUAGUCACUACUUCCUCUGCUCCUUCC